Molecule: messenger RNA, 393 nt
Organism: Gossypium raimondii (Peruvian cotton)
Lineage: Eukaryota; Viridiplantae; Streptophyta; Magnoliopsida; Malvales; Malvaceae
Product: S-protein homolog 5
Exons: 1
Coding region: 1-393 (130 amino acids)
Source: RefSeq, a predicted model, not a curated record
AUGAAUGCUUCGCCAAUCAACUGGUUGCUGUCUCUAAUGCAUCUUUUCGUUGCGAGUGAAGCGAUUCUCCCGCGACACAAAGUGGAUGUAUUAAUUUAUAAUUAUUUGCAAAAUGGGACGGAUCUCACCGUCCAUUGCAAAUCGAAGGACGAUGAUCUCGGUGUUCACCUUCUGGCUUUCCGCAACUAUUACGAGUUCAAGUUUCGCCCAAACUUGUUUGGGACUACUUUGUUUUACUGCAGCAUGCAAUGGGAUGGAAGAAUGCAUUGGUUCGACAUUUAUACAUCAGAGAGAGAUACUUGUACUUAUUGCUUGUGGAAUGUUAAGCCCGAGGGUCCAUGUUUGGUUGAAUACAAGAAGGUUACUUGUUACUCUUGGAACACUGAUGCUUAA